Budorcas taxicolor (takin) is the source of this 2406-nucleotide messenger RNA. RefSeq names its product cadherin 20 (gene CDH20). The coding region runs from base 1 to 2406 and encodes 801 amino acids. Gene Ontology annotation, molecular function: calcium ion binding; cadherin binding. Lineage: Eukaryota; Metazoa; Chordata; Mammalia; Artiodactyla; Bovidae. The transcript is spliced from 11 exons. Gene Ontology annotation, cellular component: catenin complex; plasma membrane; adherens junction. Gene Ontology annotation, biological process: cell morphogenesis; cell-cell junction assembly; multicellular organism development. The record is from RefSeq and is a predicted model, not a curated record.
AUGUGGACCUCUGGUAGAAUGAGCAAUGCAAAGAGCUGGCUUGGACUUGGCAUGUCCUUGUACUUCUGGGGACUGAUGGACCUUACAACCCCUGUUCUCUCGGGCACACCGACACCGCCAGGCAGACUAGAAGCAUUCCUGUCAGACAAGCCACAGCCACACCCGCGGACAAAGAGGAGCUGGGUUUGGAACCAGUUUUUUGUUCUGGAAGAAUACACUGGAACUGACCCUUUGUAUGUCGGCAAGCUUCAUUCAGACAUGGACCGGGGAGAUGGCUCCAUCAAAUACAUCCUCUCGGGAGAAGGCGCAGGCGUCGUGUUUACCAUCGACGACACCACUGGAGACAUCCACGCCAUUCAGAGGCUCGACCGAGAGGAGAGGGCCCAGUACACUCUCAGGGCUCAGGCCCUGGACAGGCGCACAGGCAGGCCGAUGGAGCCGGAGUCCGAGUUCAUCAUCAAAAUCCAAGACAUCAACGACAACGAGCCCAAGUUCCUGGACGGGCCUUACGUCGCCACUGUGCCGGAAAUGUCACCAGUGGGGACUUCUGUCAUCCAGGUGACAGCCACCGACGCAGACGACCCGACCUACGGCAACAGCGCCCGGGUGGUGUACAGCGUCCUGCAGGGCCAGCCGUAUUUCUCUGUGGACUCCAAAACAGGUGUGAUUAGGACCGCGCUCACGAACAUGGAUCGAGAGGCCAAGGAGUACUACGAGGUGAUCAUCCAAGCCAAGGACAUGGGAGGGCAGCUCGGAGGGCUGGCGGGGACCACGACCGUCAACAUCACCCUCUCAGAUGUCAACGAUAACCCGCCCCGCUUCCCCCAGAAACAUUACCAGAUGAGUGUGUUGGAAUCAGCUCCAGUUAGCUCGACUGUGGGGAGGGUGUUUGCCAAGGACCUGGAUGAAGGAAUCAACGCAGAGAUGAAGUACACGAUCGUGGAUGGGGACGGGGCGGACGCAUUCGACAUCAACACGGAUCCCAACUUCCAAGUGGGCAUCAUAACCGUCAAGAAGCCCCUGAGUUUUGAAAGAAAGAAAAGCUACACCUUAAAAGUGGAGGGAGCCAACCCUCACCUCGAGAUGCGGUUUCUGAACCUGGGCCCAUUUCAAGACACAACCACGGUGCACAUCAGUGUGGAAGACGUGGAUGAGCCCCCUGUGUUCGACCCUGGCUUUUAUUUUGUGGAGGUACCUGAAGAUGUGGCGAUUGGGACAACCAUACAGAUCAUUUCUGCCAAGGACCCGGAUGUGACCAACAACUCAAUCAGAUAUUCCAUUGACAGAAGCAGUGAUCCUGGAAGAUUCUUCUAUGUGGACAUUACGACAGGUGCCCUAAUGACUGCAAGACCUCUUGACCGGGAAGAGUUUUCUUGGCAUAAUAUCACUGUCCUUGCUAUGGAAAUGAACAAUCCAUCCCAGGUCGGAAGUGUUCCUGUCACAAUCAAAGUCUUAGAUGUCAACGACAAUGCUCCGGAGUUCCCCAGAUUCUAUGAAGCUUUCGUCUGUGAGAACGCCAAGGCAGGGCAGCUGAUCCAGACCGUGAGCGCCGUGGACCAAGACGACCCACGCAACGGCCAGCACUUCUACUACAGCCUGGCUCCUGAGGCUGCGAACAACCCCAAUUUCACCGUAAGGGACAACCAAGACAACACCGCCCGCAUUCUGACCAGGAGGUCCGGCUUCCGGCAGCAGGAACAGAGUGUCUUCUACCUGCCCAUCCUGAUCUCGGACGGCGGGCCGCCGGUGCUCAGCAGCACGGGCACGCUGACCAUCCAGGUGUGCGGCUGUGACGACGAGGGCCACGUGCUGUCCUGCAGCCCCGAGGCCUACAUGCUCCCGGUGAGCCUCAGCCGCGGCGCGCUCAUCGCCAUCCUGGCCUGCGUCUUCGUCCUGCUGGUGCUGGCGCUGCUCAUCCUGUCCCUGCGGAGGCACCGCAAGCAGCCCUACAUCCUCGACGACGAGGAGAACAUUCGCGAGAACAUCGUGCGCUACGACGACGAGGGCGGCGGCGAGGAGGACACCGAGGCCUUCGACAUCGCGGCCAUGUGGAACCCCCGCGAGGCGCAGGCGGCCGCCGCGCCCGAGACGCGGCCGGCCGUGCUGCCCGAGAUCGAGAGCCUCUCGCGCUACGUGCCCCAGGCGUGCGCCGCCAGCAGCGCGGUGCGCAGCGGCGUGCUGGCCAAGCUCUGCGAGGCCGACUCGGCCCCGUGGGCCCCGCCCUUCGACUCCCUGCAGACCUACAUGCUCGAGGGCGACGGCUCGCUCGCCGGCUCGCUCAGCUCCCUGCAGUCGGCCACGUCGGACUCGGAGCAGAGCUUCGGCUUCCUCGCGGACUGGGGGCCCCGCUUCCGGACGCUGGCGGAGCUCUACGGGGCGGCGGAGGGGCCCGCGCCCCUGCGGUGA